Spodoptera litura is the source of this 7755-nucleotide messenger RNA. The record is from RefSeq and is a predicted model, not a curated record. NCBI's taxonomy places the organism in Eukaryota, Metazoa, Arthropoda, Insecta, Lepidoptera, Noctuidae.
GACCAAACGAACGGCGCGCGCCCGGCUCGCCAGUCAUCGAGCGGCGGUCUUGGGAGAUGCUAUUGGAGAGAAACAAAAAAAUACAAACGCUACCGUUCAUCUGACAUGCGCGUACUUAUUUCUAAUACUGACUAAAAACAAACGAACCAAUUGGAUUUCAGUGAUCGAACAAAGUGACAGUGCAGUGUUGACAUUAGAUCGACUGCAAAUUCGCUUAUUCCGCGUAUGAUUUAACCGUUUGGUGCAGUGUUUAUGUUGGGUACGCGCCGCCCGUUUCGUCCGGCGUGCUGGAGGGACGUCGCCCUCGAGGAUUCCUAUUAGAGAUGAGGCGGCGAGGAGUAUUACGCGCGGCAGCGAGGUGAGGCAGCCGGAACGGCAUGGACCAUGCGGUGAAGGCGAUGUCGGCGCGUGGGCCGCUCUCCCGGCUGCUGGCGCGGCGGCGGUUUGAGUCAGCCGAGCUGGAGGAGUUGUAUGCGCGAUAUGCGUGUAAGCUACAGCGCACCUCCGUCGGCUCGGCGCUGGCUCUAUGGGCACUGCUCGCCGCCGCACUCGCCGCUGUCGAUGCCACUCGUGGUUGGCGGAGGGCACCACAGGUCGGCGUACUGACUGCGCACGCACUGCUAUGUAGCGGGUUAGCGUGGUGGUGUGGUCGUGCCGGAGUGGCCCCAGAGAGGCGGUUACCACGAGCUUGCUGGUUGGCACUGGCCGGCGGUGGAGUCACCUUGGCCGCAACUCUCCCAGCAUGGAACACUGGUGCAGCAGCGGAGGGUGCCGCACACGUCGUAUGGGCUGUGUUCGCUGCUUACGCCCUGCUGCCGGUUGGAGCGCCAGUCGCCGCGGCUUUUGGCAUCCUCCUACCCACAGCGCAUACGAUCGCGUCAGCACUUGUCGCAAACCGCUUCCCUUAUCAUGUUUGGCAGCAGAUGGUGGGUAACGUGGUUGUGUUCGUGUGUGUGAACGUAGUUGGUGCUCUGAUGCACUCGCUGAUGGAGACUGCACAGCGGCGCGCCUUCCUCGACACCAGGAACUGUAUCGCUGCCAGACUCGACAUGGAAGACGAGAAUGAGAAACUAGAACGAUUGCUGUUGUCGGUGCUCCCUCAACACGUGGCCAUGGAAAUGAAAAACGACAUCAUCUCGCCGGUCGAGGGCCAGUUCCAUAAGAUCUACAUCCAGAAGCACGAACAAGUCAGUAUCCUGUUCGCCGAUAUAGUGGGCUUUACCGUGCUCGCGUCGCAGUGCAGCGCCCAGGAGUUGGUGCGGCUACUCAACGAACUAUUUGGACGAUUCGAUCAACUCGCCAAUGAUAACCACUGUCUCCGAAUCAAGAUUCUUGGCGACUGCUACUACUGCGUGUCCGGACUGCCUGAACCUCGAUCAGACCAUGGAAGGUGUACUGUUGAGAUGGGGCUCGACAUGAUCGAUGCUAUCGCAUCUGUGGUGGAAGCAACAGACGUCCAACUGAACAUGCGCGUCGGCAUCCAUACCGGACGAGUGCUGUGUGGAGUGCUGGGCCUGCGCAAGUGGCAGUACGAUGUCUGGUCCAAUGACGUCACUCUUGCUAACAACAUGGAGGCUGGAGGUGAACCAGGACGAGUGCACAUAACACAGGCGACGCUCGAGUGCCUCGGCGGGGCUUACGAGGUGGAGCCGGGUCACGGCGGCAGUCGCAACGCGUACCUUCGGGACCACUCCGUGCAGACUUACUUCAUCAUUCCGCCGCCAAGACGGAGAAAAAUGUGUCUAUCGGCUGGUGUGGGCCUCGGCUCGGCUUCGCGCCGGAAACUUUCCUUCAAGAACGUUUCCAACGUGGUGGUGCAGUUACUCCACUCCAUCAAGUUCAACGUGGACGUGCCGUUCUCAAACAUGGCCGCUUCCCCUCAGGAGCUCAAGGCCAAUGCGGCUAGGAAGGUGCUGGACCUGCGGCGCGCGCUGCACGCGGAGCCGGGCUCCGCGGAGGCGCUGCGGCUGGCCGCGCUGCGCCCCGAAGACGUGAGAGACGCCAUGCGCCCCGCCUCCGCCCCGCACCAGCACACGUUCGACGCCGUCAUGCAGCACCACGCCCUCCGCACGCACGCCGUCGACGACACCCCCGCACAUAAUAAAGUGACGGAGAAGUUUAAGCGUCCGUUGAAAAAGCGCCACUCGUCUGUGUACCAUCAGCCCACGAACCGCGUGAACAAGUACUUGGCGCAGGCCAUCGACGCGCGCUCCGUGCACCGCGAGAAGGCCACGCACGUACACCUGCUCACGCUCUGCUUCAAGGAUGCCGACAAGGAAGCUCAGUACCGAGCAUCAACAGACGGCGGUUGGGCGGGAUCCCUAUCCGCUGCGCUAUGUGCCUUAGUAGCGGCGGGAGCCUUGCAAGCCUCCAUCCUACCACAAACCUAUAUCCUUCUCAUAUUGUUCGUGACGGCCUUCGCCUGGUCUGCAGCAGUACUGGCCCUGACCCUGGCUGCGAGACUGAGGCUCAUACCGUGCGAUGUGUCUCGACCAUUCACUCUGAGAAAUGCUAUUACUACGUUCACUAUUGUGCUUGGUUACGCUGUUGGACAAGUUAAUGUGGUAACAUGCGAACACAUAGAACUAUGUAGAAAUCUAACAGGCAACACGACAAGUAUGGCCGAAGUGCUUACAAUGCGGGGUGCUCUUGCCGCACAGCUCUGGUCGAGUCGGACGGAACAUCUUGCUUGUCCAGUCCCACUAUACAUCACAUUGGGUUGCUGCCUCAGUAUGCUGAUGGUAGCAGUGUUCUUAAGGCUCCCGAUCCUGGUGAAAGGGAUCCUGUUGGCUGUGAUGACUGCCGGUUAUAUGGGUGUUAUACUCGGCUUCCAUAAGGCACUGUUCGACUGCUACGAUUUGAUGAUUGAUUCAGGCUUGGUGGGUUCCGCUUACGUAGCCAGUGCGUGGACGGUGGCGUUAGCUCUGGCGGUGUUACUGCACGCGAGGCAGACUGAAUGGACGGCCAGGUUGGACUUCCUAUGGCAGGCACAAGCUCGGGACGAAAAGAGGGAUAUGGAUGCUUUGCAGGCAUCGAACCGGAGAAUUCUCUUCAACCUGCUCCCUGCGCACGUGGCAACACAUUUCUUGGACAACCAGUUUAGAACGAACAUGGACUUGUACCACCAGUCGUACCAGCGCGUGGGCGUGGUGUUCGCGUCCAUCACCAACUACCACGAGUUCUACAUGGAGCUCGACGGGAACAACCAGGGCAUGGAGUGUCUGCGGCUGCUCAACGAAAUUAUUGCUGAUUUUGAUGAGCUUCUGGGUGAAGAUCGUUUCGGUGCAAUAGACAAGAUCAAGACUGUUGGAUCAACGUACAUGGCGGCAGUAGGUUUGAUUCCCGAUAGGAAGAUGACGGACGAGCCGAGUACACGCAAGCAUAUGGCCACGCUCGUCGAGUUUGUGUUCGCGAUGAGAGACAAACUAAAGGACAUUAACGACAACUCAUACAAUAACUUCAUGUUGCGAGUCGGUAUAAACGUUGGUCCCGUAGUAGCUGGUGUAAUAGGAGCGCGGAAACCACAGUACGAUAUCUGGGGUAACACAGUCAAUGUCGCAUCUCGUAUGGACUCCACUGGUCUACCCAAUCACACGCAAGUCACUGAGGAGGUGUACCAAGUACUGAAGGACAUGCCUUACCAGUUUGUGUGCAGAGGCAAGGUCAAAGUAAAGGGCAAGGGGGAAAUGACUACCUACUUCCUUACUGACAGAGCUCCAGCUAACGGGACCAUACAGAGUACGUCUAAUGGUCCCACAAACAACCCUCCCACCGCAUACGGUGGUGUUGCUACCCCUCUUGCCAUGCUACAAAACUCCGCGAGGAGAGCAGCCGCACAACCUUCAAGAUUGCCACCUCUGAGAGAAUCGUCAGUAGCUGGAGAGAAUGAACCGCUCCUACCUUCUAAUGGACAUCAGAGUAAUGGCAAUAAUAAAGGUAGCAAGGGUCGCAGGAACAAGGAGAACGGGGACAGUCCUCCACCUCCUCCACCGCAUGGCACGGGCCACGUGGGUGGGCACGGCAGCGUGGGCCCGCGCUGGCCGCCGCCGCGCGCGCUGGUGGCGCCGUGGCCGCGGCCGGCGGAGCGGCGCGGCCCGGCCCGCCUGCCGCGCCCGCGCUCCAGCGAGAGCCUGCCACUGGCACGCAGCCCGCGCGUGCACUCCUCCGCCGACGAGCUCAGCUCCCUCACUCGCUCGCCCAGCCUCAGCUCCUCCGACGAGAGCUACUCCCGCACCACCGAUGCCUCGCCCUCACCCCCGCGACCCUCUCAAUGGAUCCCACCAACGAGACCCCAGCGAGCUAACCCGAGCCCGGCUUACGACUACCCACCCGUACGCCCCAGCAAACCCACCGUUAACCACAUCAACGAUAUAUACGCCAAACACAAAAUAGCCAGGAAACCGUCUCUGGAAGAUAAGUUCCUCGACGGAAGUGUAGACUUCCAAAAAGAAGAAGAAAAGUUGCAGAGAAGUAUCAUUAAUAUGAUCCAAGCUUCUGCAAAGCGCGAUGGCUGCUGUCAAACUGACAAGAAAGAUGUGGUCACUCGACUGGGGCAACGAGCAGAUUCAUUUUCAAGUUCAGGUAGCCGACCGACGAACUUGAAACAUCUGAAUCACGAUGGACGAGAACCCUUUGCGAAGCGAAGUCCGUCAGACGUGGCGUGCGUACCGCCUUUCGAACGGGAGAUCCAACGACUGCUCGAUGAUAAAAAUCUUAUCAAAAUUAACCCGCCCAAGUCAGAACGGAAAGAACUGAAAUUGGAAUUAAGGGGAGCAAACCCGUCUCUGGAGCCGAUGCGCAACUGCAACAAUAACAACAACAGUAGCCCUCUACACGCGGUGGGCCUGGCCGCCAUCACACAGGUCGUGCGCAACGAGGCCAGUAGUCCUGCUAGGCCACAGGAGUUCCCCGGGGUACUACCCACCGACGUCGUCGUAGAACUGCCGUCACCUAACCACGAGCGACAUAGACCUAGCCCACCAUGCGAAAGGAAACCUGAUCCCAUUACUAUUCGGGAAAAGGAGAGAGAAAAAGAAGUCCAGGAGAGACUGCACCACCGAGUGGCCGCUUCUCAUCAUAGAGAAAUGGGUAUAUACGGGGAGAGUCAAUCCGAAUGGAGCUCGUCUUGCUCGGAAGGUGAGGGCGACGGGGAGGGCGGGCAGCCAGAGAGUACUGGCUACACGACGGACGACCCCGCGCUGGAGAACGUGUCCAUGCUGAACGAGGCCGGCCUCACGGACGCAGAGGCGGCAUUGAGUGAUGUUAAUUCAUGCUACUUUGACCGCGACGACGACGUGUCGUCCCGCGCUUCGUCCCGCCUGCUGGACUCGGAGGCGCUAGUGUCGCUGGAGUCGCUGAGUGCUAUCUACGACUCGGACGAGCCGGCACACCGGUACCUCGCCAACAUUCGUACCGUCAGCGAGUCUAUCACGAGAAAUUUUGGACAGCCCGCGCACGUCACCGACGGCGAGAGUGACGUGUAGUGAUACUGUGAUAUAUCGCGAGUUGUGAUAACGUCCGAUUUUGUUUAAUCGACUAUUUCGUGUACAUUUCGACUGUUUCUCUUGUGUACUGCCUUUUGGUCAAUUGUGAUAACGAAAAUCUCAAAUUAUUGAACUGUCAUGACAGAGACUUCGACGUAUUUGAUUUGGGACAAUUAACGGAGGAACAGUUUGGCUCUCUAUUGCAAAGAAAUAAAUACUCAAAACGAUUUGUUCCCCGCUGUUUGUUUCCGUAAGCGCGUUGCUCCGGCUCGUGUAGACGGAGCGUAUAGAUUUCGCGUGUGCGGACAUAAUUGUUUUAUCAUAAUUGCUGACGUGCCUGUACUUUGAUGAUUUUGUACUAUGUAAAUUGUGUCAAUAUGUACCUAUUAAUGUUACACUGUAUGAUAUUCAUGUACAGCUGAAUGUGCCAUGUGAUGGCGUGAUGCAUCAUCUAUAGGAGAAUGCGAUGAUCUCUACAAUUAUAAGGUGCUCUGACUUAGAAUUAUUUAUGGUUUGUCUUGUGAUAACGGUAUAGGAAUUCGAAUUUGAGCGACCAAUCUCUGUUAAUGUCAGUGUUCUAGAGUAAGGGCUGGUCCCUGUCCUGUGGAGACUUAGUGAAGUGGUGUCAACUAUACGUAAGAUUAAUGCAUUUCAAACUAUCUAUAGAGUAAACAUUGUUACCACAGCUGGAUGAUUAUGCUUCGUAGUCUUCAUUUAUCUGCCUUAUGUAUCUCAUAUUGUAUUAAAGUCUAUGUAAACCAGUACAUGAAACAAACUUCUAUUUUCACAACCAUUGUUAGAGGAAAACUGAACCUUUUUGGCAUUUUCUUUCCGUAAUCUAGUCACGUAUGGUUUUCUAAUGUUUGGUCGUUUCUUCAUUACAAUAUAGUGCCAUUAUCAGUCCCUGUUUCUUAUGUACUUCAUUAACUUGUGCUCGAUAACUUGGAGGAGAUAAAUAUCAUGUAGUUCUUAAGAAAUCAGCCGUGACACUUAAAAGUACAACCAAUACAUAAACACCACUAGCGAAUAUUUGUUGUAGAAUAUUCUCUGUAUUAAUAAAUAUCAAUUAUUUUGUAUUAUUUAUAUGUAAUAUAAGUUUGUGUCAAUUUGAUGUAAUUAUAUUGUUUUAGAAUAAACUCUGAUAGUUAUUUGAUCAUAUAUUUCACGUUUGAGGUACAUAGAAUCUGAUCGUAAGUACAUAUGGUGGUACAUUAUGCGUCGUGAUUGCUGCAUUAUAUAAUUUGGUAUGUACUUAAUUUGGAAACCGAUCCACAGAGUUAUGUUAUAAACGUUUUUGGGGCAAUAUGAUUUUUGUAUAAAUAGUUGAGGUAUGUACUUACAGUUUAAUAAAAUUUGUUUCCGAUUAGAUUAGCUCGUGCUUGUAGUAUUAUUAUUAACAUCACAAUUUUUGAAAUAUAAUUUUGGUCUGCUUUAACUGGUUGAGAGAUGUUAAUGUCUGAGAAUUGUACAUAGGACGAGCACGGUAUAGUGCGUCAGUGAGAUCUAGAGAUUGUUAAUCUUUGUAAAUAUUGUUAAAUGACCUGUCAAGUGCUAUUCUACAUACCUAUACCUAAGUAUACCACGCUGUGAAAAUAUAUUAUUUUUUGAAGGAAUUCUCUUAUUUGCUAUUUUUAUUCUCAGUAUUUGAAUUUAAUGUUUUCUCAUGUUGAUGUAUGUACACAUAGUGCCAAACUAUUUUAUGUGUAUGCUUAUACAGUAUGAAUUAUUUGUUCGACACUUGUAUAAUGUUGUUUUUUUAUAUAAAACGUUUCUAUUUCUCGAUAUGAAUGCAGACAAAAUUUGACAAAAUAGAUCUGACUUAUAGUAAUAUCUUGGUAGGCGAGUAGUUGAAGAAUAUUUUGAAUGUUUUUUGAAUAAUUAUAUUCAUUGAUGAAUUACUGCAUUUUUUAUUAUGUGCAGUAAUUCAGUGUAUCGAACAGUCACAUUAUAAUUGAUAAAAAUUUAGUAUAUGAAUACAAAAAUGUUUUGGAAUUAGCUGAGAUAUUCACAUUAAUGCUAUCUACAAAGAAAACUGUGUAUCUAGCACGAUGACUUUAUGAGCACAAAGUAAAUCCUCUCUGUUUAUAAAGCUUUAAUGUGAAUACCAGUUUGGAGACCUGCCUGCAUAUUAUUCUCAUAGAAAUUAUAUUGUCAGUAUCAUUUGUGUAGGGUACUUGAAUUGCGCCUUAUGUAGCAAGUGUAUUGUGUAUUUUAUUUAUUUAAAUUCAAUUACCUAAGCAAUAUUAAUUACUUAUUACAAAUUAAAAGUGGU